Messenger RNA from Halteromyces radiatus, 3970 nucleotides. RefSeq names its product UDP-Glycosyltransferase/glycogen phosphorylase. The record is from RefSeq and is a predicted model, not a curated record. Gene Ontology annotation, molecular function: hexosyltransferase activity; UDP-glycosyltransferase activity. NCBI's taxonomy places the organism in Eukaryota, Fungi, Mucoromycota, Mucoromycetes, Mucorales, Cunninghamellaceae. The coding region runs from base 92 to 3829 and encodes 1245 amino acids. Gene Ontology annotation, biological process: carbohydrate metabolic process. The transcript has 19 exons.
UUUUUUUUAAUAUAAACAUAUAUACUUAUAUAAUAUAAUAUAACAUAAUAUAUAUAUAUAUAUAUAUUGAUAUAUUGAUAUAUUAAUAUAUAUGGAUACCGUCAAUCAUAGUGUAUUACAAUUUGUCUCGGCAGCAGCAUUAGCAUUGGAAGCUCAAGACGGUGAUGGGACAAGACUAGGAUCUUCAAGUGAUCUAGGCCGAUCUAUAGAAGCCAUUUAUAGUACACAAACAUGGUCAGAUGUCGACUCUUCAUCUCAGCAUCAAGAACACGACUUCCAAUUGGACUUGACCAGCACUGACAAAGACAACACCAAUCAACCACUGUAUAUACAAGAACUAUUAGCCGAAGCAACGGGAACAAGUAAUGAUCAACUAUCUCAUAGAUCUUUUAGUGACAAACAAGAAGAAGAAGACGAUGAAGAUGACGACGACGAAGAAGAAGAAGAUGACGAAGAGUCUGAACUACAUAAUUUAAGCAGUAGUAACGACAAUAUAAUGAAAAGAAGUAUAGAUCAAACUGUACAACUCAUUUUCCACCUACCACGUACAGAGAAACUUCAAGCAGAAUGGCCAUGUUAUAUUGUACGGUCUGCCAUUGUACCAGGUUUCCUUUAUUUGACUGAACAACAUGUAUGCUUUUAUGCAUCAUUACCUAGUAAUCAGCAAGGAUAUCACAAGACUGGAUAUAUGAUGAUCAAGACUUCAAGAAAAAUGGGCAAUUAUUAUCGACGUUGUUAUUUUGAUCUCAAAAAUGACGUGCUUGCAUGGUAUGAAAGCGCCACUGAUACUUACUCACCCCUGGGCAAAAUUGAUCUCAAAUAUACUUUAUCCGUUCGACCAUCCAAGAAACGACAACAUGGAUUCAGAAUCGUUACUAUGAAUAAGACUUGGCAUUUGAAAGCUGAUACUGAUUCUGCAAUGAUGGAAUGGUUGGCAAUCUUUCAAAAGGCAAUUUUCAAGGCAAAAAAUUCUGGUUCAAACCUCAAGAUGACAUUUCCCUUUAGCAGCAUCCUGGAUAUUGAAUACACUGACGCAUUUGAAUUCCAACAAUUUUUGAAAAUCCGGGUGGUCGGUAUAGAAGAUAGUUUUGUUAUGGAUGAGUAUUAUUUUGCUUACUUUCCUGAUAUUAAAUCUACCUAUCAACGAAUUUUGGACGCAUGGAAUAGUUCUCAACUUGAAUCAAGAUCCAAUAAUGAAGACAAGUUAUCAACGGAAAUCAAUGACACCAGUUAUCAUCCUGAUUCAUCCUCAAUAGCAAGUGGUUCGCCUUCCUUAUCCAUUUCCGAUUUGUAUGAUGCCAAUUCUCAGCCUAUAGUGAUUCAGUCUUUAUCGGAAAAAGCAGAUACUUCUUCUUAUACCGAUCAAGUACAACAACAGCAAAAACCAGCAUCUGUACCAGCCAAAUUACCAAGAACAUCUAGUGUAGGAUCCGUUGUUGCCAAUGCUCUUGCAGUGCCUGGGGCGCUGAAAGAAUUAAUUUAUCCAUCCUCCUCUGAUAGUACCUCAAGUACAAAACAAUCAACCACUGUAGAUAGUAUGGAACGACAACAACAACAGCAACGAGUUUUGGAAAGACAUGGUACACCAAAUGAUACAAGGUCAAGUGAUGAAGGAGAUUCGUCCAGUUCUGGUGAAGAAGAAAAGGCCAUGGUGGAUUGGUUGGAUGAAAAAAGACGCUCAGGUAUGAAAUUGGUUUAUGGACUAUUGGCUGGAAGUGGCAAUACUGGUAGCACAGCAACCGUGUAUCAUAUGCAAGAAAACAACGAUCAUAAAGAAUCUAAUCAAGAAAACUUAUCAAAGGAAACUACCGAAACCGAACUUUCUUCUUAUUCUGUCCAUGGGGAAGUCAUUGAUGACCGUAUUUUAACCAAUUUUCGAAAAUAUUUUGUCCUUCCUGAAUCCGAAAAACUCAUUGCAGUCUUUCGAUGCUCAUUACUCAAAACUCUUCCAUGUUAUGGCAAACUUUAUAUCUCCACCAAUCAUAUCUCAUUCAAUUCCAAAGGAUUUGCAACGAAAGCAAAGAUGAUUAUACCAUUUGAAGAUGUCCUCCGUAUACAAAAAUUACAAAGCAAAGGUUAUAUUUUCCAUUCUCUUAGUAUUCUCACUCAAAAGAAAAAAGAAAUAUUCCUGGAAUUCUCCUCAUUAUCAAGAAGAAACAGUUGCUUUGCUCAACUUUUUUUACAACACAAAAGAACUCAUGAUAGUCGUUUAGCAAGUAAAGAAACGGAAGAAGACUUGAAAGAUUGGGAAGAUCGACUUUUAGGAACUGAUUAUCGAGACGAGGAUAUGCCUCAUAUUAUACCACCUUUGGAACAAGGUCGUCCUAUCUUAUCCAAAAUGACCAGCAAUGAACUUCAAUAUCAGAAACCUGACAGACCAUUACACUUUACAUGUAUUACCAUUGGUACUCGUGGGGAUGUUCAACCUUACAUUGCUUUAUGCAAGUCAUUGAUGAAGGAUGGUCAUACAUGUCGUAUCGCUACUCAUGAAGAAUUCAAGGACUGGAUCGAAGAACAUCACAUUGAAUUUCGAUGUAUUGGUGGUGAUCCUGGUGAAUUGAUGCGUAUCUGUGUGGAAAAUAAUUUUUUCAGUGUUAAUUUUGUGGUGGAAGGAUUAAGAUUGUUCAAAGUAUGGAUUGAUGAACUUUUGGAAUUAACUUGGAAAGCAUGUCAAGGUACGGAUGUUCUUAUUGAAAGCCCAAGUGCUAUGAUUGGUGUUCAUAUCGCAGAAAAACUACGUGUACCUUAUUUUAGAUCAUUCCCAAUGCCAAUGACUAGAACUCGAUCUUUUCCACAUCCAUUUGCGACACCCAACAGUCCAAAAGGUCGACUAUAUAACGAUAUGACUUAUGUUCUAUUUGAUCAUGCAGUAUGGCGUGCUAUCUCUUCUCGUACCAAUGCCUUUCGUGAAAAAAUUCUUGGAUUACCUGCUACGACGUAUGAAAACUUGGAAGUUUGGAAAAUCCCAUAUCUGUAUUCCUUUAGUACAAGUAUCGUUCCAAGUCCUCUCGAUUGGAUGGAUUGGGUUCAUUGUACUGGUUAUUGGUUCCUAGAUAAUCCUCAGACUGGAUGGCAACCUGAUAAUAAACUCCUUACUUUUCUCAAUGAACCUGAUAAACGACCUAUUGUUUAUAUUGGGUUUGGUUCCAUUAUUGUAUCAGAUCCUCAAGAAAUCAUUCGUAUCAUUGUGGAAGCUGUUCUUUUAUCCAAUGUACGUGCCAUUGUAUCGGAAGGAUGGUCCUCUCGUCUUAGUCAAGGAAACACAGUACAAGAAGAACCUUCAUUAUUGGAAAAAUAUCCUAAAGUGAUUCUGAAUAUUCAAUCUGUACCUCAUGAUUGGUUAUUCCCAAAAGUACGUGCUGUGGUUCAUCAUGGUGGUGCUGGUACCACUGCUGCUGGGUUACGUGCUGGUAGACCAACUGUUGUCAAACCUUUCUUUGCUGAUCAAUUCUUUUGGGGUGAACGUGUAGAAGAAAUGGGAGUCGGUCUUUGUAUAAAGCAACUUUCGGUGGAAUCUUUAUCGGCUGCUUUGAGGGUGGUGUCCACUGAUGAAUCUAUGCUAAAAACUGCUAAAUUCGUUGGUGAAAAAAUACGAUCAGAAACUGGUGUAGAGACAGCUAUACAGUGUAUUUAUCGGGACAUGGAACUUGCUAGGAACCGAACAAUAUCAUCAGCAGAGAAAACACGAGCGAAGAAUCCGGUAGCUACAGAACAAGAAAAAGAAGAAGAACAUGAUAUAGCGACCACUACCAUCAUGAUGGAUGAACAAGAUCAAGAUUGGACUCUUGUGGAAUCAUCAAGAACUGAUUCUUCUUCUGAUUAUCCUUGAUCUGGUUCUCCUCCUUUUUUUUUCUUUCUUUCUUUAGUUCUUUAUACCUAGUUGUUUUCGUCCACCUCUUUUUUUUUUAUUGAUACUCCUUUUGAUGAUAAUGUCCAAAGUUAAAUAAAGAAAUCUCUACUUGAUCAUCAU